Molecule: messenger RNA, 1098 nt
Organism: Indicator indicator
Lineage: Eukaryota; Metazoa; Chordata; Aves; Piciformes; Indicatoridae
Gene: GPR68
Product: G protein-coupled receptor 68
Exons: 2
Coding region: 19-1098 (359 amino acids)
Biological process (GO): G protein-coupled receptor signaling pathway; cellular response to pH
Cellular component (GO): membrane
Molecular function (GO): G protein-coupled receptor activity
Source: RefSeq, a predicted model, not a curated record
UAUGUGGAGAAGCAGAAGAUGGUGAAUUUCACAGAGAACGCAACUGAGAGGUGCAGCAUUAAUCAUGAUAUCCACCAGAUAUUAUCCCCUGUGGUGUACAUAUUUGUGUUUGUAUUAGGCUUGCCAGCUAACUGCCUGUCACUGUACUAUGGGUAUUUACAGAUCAAGGCUAAAAAUGAAUUGGGCAUCUACCUUUGCAAUUUGACGGUAGCAGACCUGCUCUACAUAUUUUCUUUGCCCUUUUGGCUUCAGUAUGUUUUACAGCAUGACAACUGGAUGUACAAAGAGCUGCUGUGCAAAAUUUGUGGCAUCCUCUUGUAUGAGAAUAUCUAUAUCAGCGUGGGCUUCCUCUGCUGCAUCUCCAUUGACCGCUAUCUCGCAGUAGUGCACCCUUUUCGGUUUCAACAGCUUAGGACAAUGAAGGCUGCUGUAGUUGUGAGCAUCAUUAUCUGGACCAAAGAAAUAAUGACAUGUGGCUUUGUCUUUAAGCACGGGGAGAUCAGCAUGGACGCUGAGAGCCACCUGGUGUGCUUUGAGCAUUACCCCAUCAAAGAAUGGGAGCGCAAUGUCAAUUACUAUCGCUUCUCUGCUGGCUUCCUUUUCCCCUUCUUUCUGCUGGCCUUCUCUUACUGUGGGAUUUUACGAGUUGUCCACAAGAGUCAUGGCACUCAAAAGAAGAAGAAAAUCCAAAUUAAACGACUGGUUUCAAGCACUGUUUUCAUUUUUUUAGUUUGCUUUGCACCAUACCACAUCCUUCUUGUCGUUCGCAGCUUGCUGGAGAACAACUGCUCGUUUGCUGAGAAAAUAUUUAACAUUUACCAUGUUUCUCUCCUGUUAACUACUUUUAACUGUGUUGCUGACCCAGUAUUGUACUGUUUUUCCAGUGAAAGCACUUACCAGAACUUUGCCAAGAUGCGAGACUCUUGUUUAACAUAUUUAGGGUGUCUGAGGACUGAGACUAAAGAAUCCUAUCCACUGAAUGCUUCAGAAACUCCCAACAGGCCACAAGAGCAGGAGGAACAACCAGGAUUAGUACAAAUAUUACAUGAUGAUACUGGAAUGAAGGACUCUUCCACAACUAAUAUGGGCAGCCUAUAG